AUGUUAAUAGAAUAUAAUACUCUAAAUGAAGAUAUUGAUUUUAAUUUUGUCGAUAAUGAGAAUAUUGGCUUUGCUUUUGAUGACAGUAGUGAUAUAAGUUUCAUUUCUGAUAAUAAUGAAAAUACAAAUAUUAAUAGUGAUGAUGUAAACUCUAAUAUUGAUUCAAGUAAUAAGAACACAUCUUUUAAAUAUAAAAAAAAUAAAGAUCAAGAAGUAGUUGCAAUUGUUUGUAAUAUUUGCAAGAAGAAAUGGAAACUGGGUAACACAACUAGAACUUUUGCAAUUCACUUUAAUAAUAAACAUCAUAGAAAUAUUUUUCUAAAACAGCAAACACUCUUACAUUUUGUGACUACACCAUAUACACCAAAAGAAGCAAAAUGA
Messenger RNA from Cetraspora pellucida, 381 nucleotides. The record is from the annotation of a GenBank genome assembly. Lineage: Eukaryota; Fungi; Glomeromycota; Glomeromycetes; Diversisporales; Gigasporaceae.